Messenger RNA from Paramecium pentaurelia, 476 nucleotides. The record is from the annotation of a GenBank genome assembly. Lineage: Eukaryota; Ciliophora; Oligohymenophorea; Peniculida; Parameciidae.
AAAAAGACAAACAAAUUCAGCAAGUUACAUUCUAUCACUUUAAACAUUUCAUAAUUUCCAAAAAGCCAUGAAGCCCAGUAGUAAAAGAAAGAUCAAGAAAAAAAUAACAAAACACAUCAUUCAUCUAAUCAUAUUCAAAGAGGAGCAUUUAAGUUCUCCACAUAAUACAAAUCAAUAUCUACUAACAAAACACAUGAACUAAGAAAUUUGCCAAGAUGUUGAACCUAAAGAACCUGGCAGUAUGUUAUCCUUCUUAUUAAAUGAAUAAAGGCCACAAGCGAGAGAUCCUCUAUUUUAACUUUAAGACUAAGAAAGACUAGUUAAAGACUGCACUGAUAUGCUAAAAAAUUAACCCUGAACAUACUCAAUCACUAUUGUUUAAUGUUAUUAUUUAUUCCUUAUAUUUAGUUUUUUUAUAUAAUUUUAUUAAUGAUGGCUUCUCUAUAAAUUAAACUAAGUAAAUUAUGGUCUUUUGA